Molecule: messenger RNA, 849 nt
Organism: Staurois parvus
Lineage: Eukaryota; Metazoa; Chordata; Amphibia; Anura; Ranidae
Source: the annotation of a GenBank genome assembly
AUGCUUGUCAUUUACCUUUUAACAAUUUUAUGGAACCUUCUAAUUAUCAUACUAGUAUUCUAUAACAAGAGUCUUCAAUCUCCCAUGUACUUUUUGCUCACCCAGCUGUCAAAAAAUGAUAUAUUGCUGAGCUCAGUUAUUGCCCCAAAGAUGCUAAAUGUAGUAUUAUAUGAUAAUGGAAAAAUCACUUUAAUUGGUUGCAUCAUCCAGUUUUAUUUUUUUGCUUCCAUGGAAACAUAUGAGUGUUUUCUCCUUGCAGUGAUGUGUUAUGACAGAUAUUUGGCCAUCUGUAGACCUUUGCAUUAUUCUGCCUUAAUGAAUAUACAGCUUUGUCUGAAACUAGUUGCAAUAUGUUGGCUUUUAAGUUUGUCUGUGGUUUUCCUUGAUACCAUAACAUUGUCUAAGUUACAGUUCUGUCAGUCAAAUAUUAUUGACCAUUUCUUCUGUGACCUGGGACCUUUGCUAGAAAUUUCUUGUUCAGAUACUUAUAUCAUUAAAUUAGAAAUCUUUUUACUAAGCACACCAAUCAUUAUCAUCCCAGCUUUUGUAAUUAUCAUAUCUUACGCUUACAUUAUUUUUGCCAUCUUGAAAAUACAAUCUAAGGAUGGCAGGCAGAAGACCUUCUCCACCUGCAGCUCCCAUUUAAGUGUCGUAAUUAUGUUUUAUGGGACUCUAUUUUGCAUUUACAUUAUUCCAAGUGUAGGAAAAUUAGUGAACAUUAAAAAAUUUUUGUCUUUGGCUUAUACUGUGGUAACCCCUUUGAUGAACCCUAUUAUCUAUGGCCUUAGAAGCCAAGAGAUUAAGAAAGCUUUGAAGUUGUCUUCUUUACGUGUUUUACAUAAAACUUAA